UGAACUGAAUAUUUUAAAGAUUAAUGUUCUAUAUAUGUAUUUUAAAGUUAAGACAGUUGGUAUUUUGUAUUUAGACCUGUUUCAUUUUCAUGCAUGAUACUGUAACCUCCUCCAUUCCAGAAUGCACUAAUUUAUUGACAAGCUGUUGCUCAUUAUAAGAGAAAUCAAAAGUUACACUUUAAAUUUAUCAAUAAAUAUUGAUUUGUUCGGUUUAAGAUGGCGUCAACAAGCAAAAGCCGCGGUCUACUCAUAUCAUGUCCAGAACACCCAGAAACGCCCCUGGUGGAAGACUAUCAUGCUGGGGACAUGAUCUGCCCGGAAUGUGGGCGUGUUGUGGGGGACAGAGUGGUUGAUGUCGGUACAGAAUGGAGAACAUUCAGCAAUGAAAAAAACAACAAGGAUCCAUCAAGAGUUGGUGCUGCUGAGAACCCGUUGCUAGAGGGCGGUGACCUGUCAACGAUGAUUGCCAUAGAUCCUACGAGUGCCCAGCAGCUGGAUGAGUUUGGGAAGCCCAUGUACAGGAACAGGCGUACUGUGAACAGUGCAGACAGAGCUUUGAUCAACGCGUUCCGAGAGAUCAGACAGAUGGCUGAUAGGCUGAACCUUCCAGAGAUGGUCUCCGAGCGUGGAAACACCCUGUUUAAGCAGGUCAAUGAUACAAAAUCCUUGAAAGGUCGUAGUAAUGAUGCGGUCUGCUCUGCGUGCAUGUACAUAGCUUGUCGUCAGGAGGGUGUACCAAGGACAUUCAAAGAGAUUUGUGCAGUGUCCAAGGUGUCCAAGAAAGAGAUAGGGCGGGUGUUCAAACUGAUCCUGAAGGCCCUGGAGACCAAUGUGGACCUCAUCACUACUGGGGACUUCAUGGCUCGUUUCUGUUCCAACCUUGCCCUGUCUCAGAAGAUUCAGAAGGCUGCUACAUACAUUGCAACAAAAGCAGUGGACCUCUACCUGGUGCCAGGGCGCAGCCCAGUCUCUGUAGCAGCUGCUGCCAUCUACAUGGCUUCACAGGCUUCAGAGGACAAGAAGACUCAGAAAGAGAUUGGAGACAUAGCUGGCGUGGCGGAGGUGACCAUUAGACAGGCCUACAAGCUCAUGUACCCCAAGGCUCAUCAGCUGUUCCCUGAGGACUUCAAGUUCCACACGCCCAUUGAACAACUGCCCACACAGUGAGGCUUGCGUGUAGACAUGGGGGCAAACAGUGAUGAUUACUGUUGUUUUGAGCAUUUAGCAACUCAUAUGAGUCUCGUUGUGGACAAACCGGACUUAAUGCAUUUGCACAAAGUGUAGUCCAAGAUUAGCCUGUGCAGAUUGCAAAAUGACGCCUUUUCUGCAUAAACUUGAUUUUCAUUAAAAAGAGACUUCCUGAAAACCUCCUUUAAAAAAAGUAGAUGUCAUCCUUGAUUGGCCUGUGCAGACUGCAAAGGCUAAUCUUGGAUGUCUAUGUACAUGCAUUAAGACCAGAUUUCCCAGGACGAGUCUCAAAUAGUGGAACUACGAAUUAACAGUUUUACAGUUAUUCUCCUAUCGGUAGAUCUGUAUGACAUUCUUUUCCACAAUUUUAUUGUUUGUUUGUUUUACAAUUCUUUCCAGAUAUUUUCGAAUGUUAUUGCAUUUUCAUCCAAUAAUAACUUUAACCUGUUAUCUGAGAUUGCAAAGUGAUUCAUCCUAAAAAUAUACAUACUUGCUAAACACUAAAGGUGAUGUUCAUAUCAAAAAGGGUUUAAAAACCAUGGAACUCAUCUGAAUAGAACUACUUGACUUCAAUGAAUUUCUUGGUGAAGUAGUUCGUGAACUUUUUUUACAGUGACCAAGGUCCCACAUUUUGAUGCUACACUUUUCUUUUCUGCAAUGAUUUACUAUCUGAAUAAUAAAAUGUGGCUUUCAAACAGUUAAAAUGAUAUUUGGAUCAUUUACAUGUAUUCUUUUAGUUUGUUUGUGUACUGAUAUUUGUAGUAUUUAUUCACUUUUCAAUGAAAAUAUUGACACAUGUCUUGUGCAAUUAAAAUGAAUUACAGCAGAGAAACUAAAGAUUGGUUAGAAAAAAAUUCUUCAACCAAUAUCUAAGUCAAAGAUGUAAUCAAAUUCUUUCCUAUGUCCUGAUAAACGUUUUAUUAAGAUGGA
Messenger RNA from Dreissena polymorpha, 2118 nucleotides. Its product is annotated as transcription initiation factor IIB-like. Gene Ontology annotation, cellular component: nucleus; transcription preinitiation complex. Gene Ontology annotation, molecular function: TBP-class protein binding; RNA polymerase II general transcription initiation factor activity. The record is from RefSeq and is a predicted model, not a curated record. NCBI's taxonomy places the organism in Eukaryota, Metazoa, Mollusca, Bivalvia, Myida, Dreissenidae. The coding region runs from base 217 to 1167 and encodes 316 amino acids. Gene Ontology annotation, biological process: transcription preinitiation complex assembly; transcription initiation at RNA polymerase II promoter. The transcript is spliced from 10 exons.